UUAACAAAGUAUUGAGAGGCUGCAUCUAUAUAUAUAUAUGUAUAUAUAUAUAUGUCAUUCAGUGUGAUGUGAAUUUUCCUGUGAUACGAUUAAUCCGAAAUUUUUAAUUGCGGAUUUUCGAAUGAGAAAGAAUAGGUAAUCGAAGACGGAAGUAAGACAGCCGAAGAUAAUUAGAUAAAUUUCGAUGACUAACUGGUGGCUAAGGUGGAUAUUACAGCGAAGAUAAGAUCUUUGCGAAUCGUGCAACUCUUUAAUUGCAGAAGUAAUUACUGCAUACCAUUCAGUGCAAUAACGAUGACGACCUUAGACUCACAGACCGAUAAAACUUUAAGCAAUCUUGAUAAGCUUUCUAACACGGAGCUAGCUGAAAUUCCAUCCGAUCAUGGACUUCCUGUUGGAAUAAGCCCGUUGGAAUCUCGGGUAGCCGGACAUCCGUCGUUAGACAUCGAACGGCAGACGAUUGGCAUGUUACGUAGAUCAGACGGCCGUGUAUAUAAACCUGUUGUUAAACCGUUACUUGGGAAAAGAGAAAUCUCGUUUUAUGAAAAUUUACAAAUAUCUCAAGAUCCUGUUAUGUUACAAUUGAAAAAUUAUGUUCCAAGAUAUUACGGCACAACAGAGUUGCAAAUUUUUGGCAGACGAGUAACAUUCCUUACGCUGAAAGAUAUUACCGAUGGUAUGGCGGAACCGUGCGUGAUGGAUAUAAAAAUAGGUAGACGAACGUGGGACCCUUUAGCCACGCCAGAGAAAAAAGCAACCGAAGAAUUAAAAUACGCCGAAUCUAAACGCACUUAUGGAUUCUGUAUAACCGGCUUUCAAGUAUAUUGCGUUUCUUCCGGGCAAUUAAAACAAUUUGGCAAACAUUACGGCAAGACUCUCGAUGCUAAAGGUGUCGUGGAAGCGCUGAAAAUCUUCCUGAAUAUAAGUCCAGAAAGACCGCCCUGUCGUCAAUUGAUCGUGAUGCUGCUCUCUUUCUUGUGGAAGAUCUUACUAUUCUUUCGUAUCCAGCGGUUGUUCCGCUUUUAUUCUAGUUCUUUGUUGGUGGCAUAUGACGCAAAAAGAUUGCGGCAUUAUCUCCGCCUAAAUAACACGAAUAAAUUACCCAGCCACGUAUCCACGUCAUUUUCCUCCACAAAUAACCAUACAACUACAUCAAAUGUGUUCAAACACAUGAACGACGCGACAAGUAAUUCAGUUUCGAGUAAUAUCGAAACUAAUAGGAAUCGGACGAUGGAAAGGGUACAUUUCAUUAAAAGGAGCAUCAGCUUGAGCGGCGAGUACGAUUCAUCAGGAAAGGAAAAAACUCUGAGCAGAAGCGAAUCGUGUAGUCCAGACUUUAGAGUUGAUCGACUGUGUCGAACGCAUUCUUACGUAAACAACUUUGACGACGACAUUAUAAGAAUCAAGGAGGACUACGAUGAUCUAUUGAACGAGCUUACUAGUUCCAUGGAAGAGAAACAAAAUUGGGUUAGAAUUAAUAUGAUUGACUUUACGCAUGUCUUCCCAGCAGAGGAUCAAAAUACUCUGGAUUUAAAUUAUUUAGAAGGAAUCGAGAACUUGAUCAAACUUGUGGAGAUGUUCCUGAUCUCUAAGGAUAUCACUGCAUGAACUAUAUGUAUUUAUUGCAACGUAGGAAGUUGUUGUUACAAAUUUUCUUUUAAAUCGCAAUACGAGAUGUUAUAUAAUUGUAUUUUAUAUUCUUUAAUAAAAUUAGAUUGAUUUUUUGACGUUAGGUCAGUGAUAAACCGAAAGUUGUAACUCGUGAUAAUGCAAUGCACAUUACCGUGUGAAUUAAAGUGCGAGAUUAGGAACGUUUCGUGAAAGCUUAUCAAUUGUUGCGACGCGACAAUCCUAAAACGAGCGGUAAAAUAUUUAUCGAUAUUUCAAAGCUUUCACGAAAUGUGUCUUAAAUGUAUCCGUAAUUGGAUAUAAUGGAAACAUUGAAAACUGAAUGUUAAUUAUUUCGCACCAAAUAUAACAACAUUUAUAAUGCUCUCAUUUUUUCGGUGCACCAUUCACUUGUCGAUAUUCCACCUUAUUAAAGACCAUAUUCGUUGGUUUUACAUACAUGGUCGUACAUAUAUGUAUAUUCGUCAUUCACGCAACCAUUGUUGUAGUCAUUGAUUGUUCGUAUUAAUUCGUAUCAUUUCUUUUCUUAUGUUCUUACCAUGCAAAUAAGAUUCUAUAAUCAUACACUUACUAAACACAAAAAUUGUUAUGUUAAUAUAAAUACAAAACAUACAAGUGUUAAUG
This is a messenger RNA of Apis cerana (Asiatic honeybee), 2253 nucleotides long. RefSeq names its product Inositol phosphate kinase 2 (gene Ipk2). Gene Ontology annotation, biological process: inositol phosphate biosynthetic process. Lineage: Eukaryota; Metazoa; Arthropoda; Insecta; Hymenoptera; Apidae. Gene Ontology annotation, cellular component: cytoplasm; nucleus. Gene Ontology annotation, molecular function: inositol-1,4,5-trisphosphate 3-kinase activity; inositol tetrakisphosphate kinase activity. The record is from RefSeq and is a predicted model, not a curated record.